Oikopleura dioica is the source of this 273-nucleotide messenger RNA. The record is from the annotation of a GenBank genome assembly. Lineage: Eukaryota; Metazoa; Chordata; Appendicularia; Copelata; Oikopleuridae.
AUGGCGAACCUACCCAUCACUGACAGCGACAUCGAGGACGAGCUCGAUCUCUCCGACGAUGAUUCUGUCAAUGAGGCGGAUGCAACGGUUAUUCCGAAUGCACAAAACUCAGAUACUCGCCCGAAUAUCAAGAAAGAAAAGGCAGAAUCAAAGCCAAAAGUGCAGAAACCAAAAUCUGCAGCGAAAUCAGCUCCACCAAUGACGACGCCGAUGCGAACAUCAUCAACAUUGAAAGUCAAGCCGCCAAAAUAUGAUGGAACUAUCCCUAUAUAG